Coccinella septempunctata (seven-spotted ladybird) is the source of this 1707-nucleotide messenger RNA. It is a transcript of the gene JhI-21, whose product is annotated as large neutral amino acids transporter small subunit 1. The transcript has 7 exons. Gene Ontology annotation, cellular component: membrane. Gene Ontology annotation, biological process: amino acid transmembrane transport. NCBI's taxonomy places the organism in Eukaryota, Metazoa, Arthropoda, Insecta, Coleoptera, Coccinellidae. The coding region runs from base 173 to 1636 and encodes 487 amino acids. The record is from RefSeq and is a predicted model, not a curated record. Gene Ontology annotation, molecular function: L-amino acid transmembrane transporter activity.
UCAGUUUUCUACGGUUUCUGUCAUACUAUAGUUUCACUCUCUUUUCCCAGAGUGACUCACCGACGUAUAUCAUGUUCCAUGUGCUCUUACCGGCUUCGUCGUUGAUCUGUAUCGCGUGCUGAAAAUCGCGGGAAUGUGAAAAUAAAAACAAUAAAAAGAGUUCAACAAAGACAUGGGAUCGCGGGAGAACCUGAAGGCGACCUUUCAGAUGGGUAAUUCGGGGGGUGAGAGUGUUAAAUUGAAGAGGAAGAUCACCCUGUUGAACGGAGUCGCUCUGAUCAUUGGGACUAUCAUAGGAAGUGGUAUUUUUCUUUCGCCAGCUGGUGUGUACUCCAGCACGAAAUCGGUGGGGUUCUCCCUGAUAAUAUGGUGUUUAUCCGGCGCCUUCUCGACGCUCGGCGCCUUGUGCUACGCUGAAUUGGGGACCUCCAUAACGAGAUCUGGGGGCGAUUAUGCUUAUAUCUACGUCGCUUUCGGCCCCCUUGCCGCCUUUCUGAUGCUUUGGGUGUCUAUACUCAUCAUUCGUCCUACAACACAAACUAUUGUUGCUUUAACUUUCGCGGAAUAUGCUGCGAAGCCUUUUUUUCCAGAUUGCGCACCACCUGCCAAUGCCAUAAGAUUCCUUGCAGCCGUUUGUCUAUGUCUUCUGACUGCUGUGAACUGCCUAAGCGUGCGAUGGGCCAUGCGAAUCCAGGAUCUAUUCACUGUAGCGAAAUUGUUUGCUCUGGCCAUCAUCAUUGUCGCAGGAGUUUAUCACAUGAUCACGGGUGAUUCACAUAACUACAGCAAUUCUUUCGAUGGAAAUUUCGAACUUACUAAUAUUGCGCUGGGAUUUUACUCUGGGCUUUUUGCAUUCGGAGGUUGGAACUUUUUGAAUUUCGUCACCGAAGAAUUGCAAGAUCCCUACAGGAAUCUCCCUAGAGCAAUUUGGAUUGCACUGCCAAUGGUAACUGGAGUAUAUGUUUUAGCUAAUGUAGCAUAUUUCGCUGUUUUGUCAGGAGAAGAAAUGGAAAAUUCAACCGCAGUUGCUGUGUCGUUUGGCGCCAAAAUGUUCGGCAGCUUCAAUUGGUUGGUGCCAGUGUUCGUAGCAUUGUCAACUUUUGGAGGCGUCAAUGGUAUACUUUUCACGUCUUCUAGACUAUUCUUGACAGGGUCCCAGGAAGGUCAUUUACCUGAAUUUUUUUCAUACAUUCACGCUAAAAAGAUGACACCUAUUCCAUCUCUUAUAUUCACAUGUUUGACUUCGUUAGUCUUACUUUUCGUAGAAAAUGUUUUCACCCUCAUAAAUUAUUAUGGACAGAUAUUAUGGCUUUCAGUAGCAGCAAGUAUAGUAGGCAUGCUUUACUUGCGACGCAAACAACCUGAUAUGCCAAGACCAAUAAGGGUGAAUACAAUAAUCCCAAUUGUGUUCCUUGCAGCAUGUGUAUUUUUAGUUGUAUUUCCAAUACCGAAGCAGCCGAUGUAUACUUUGAUUGGGUUAUUGAUAACAUUAUCAGGAGUACCUGUAUAUUAUCUAUUCGUCAAAUGGGAUGUUCUCCCUGAUUAUAUGAAGAAGAACUUGGCUACUACUACAAAAGUAUUACAAAGUAUUAUGUAUGUUGUAUCUCCAGAGACUGAGCAGACUUUGCAUUCUUAAACACCAUCUGGAAUUUUUUUAGUUAUAUAUUUUUAUUUAUGAAAAAACAUAAUAUAUUGGAAUUGCAAUAU